Molecule: messenger RNA, 15090 nt
Organism: Myotis brandtii (Brandt's bat)
Lineage: Eukaryota; Metazoa; Chordata; Mammalia; Chiroptera; Vespertilionidae
Gene: ANK3
Product: ankyrin 3, node of Ranvier (ankyrin G)
Exons: 45
Coding region: 543-13649 (4368 amino acids)
Biological process (GO): signal transduction
Molecular function (GO): protein binding
Source: RefSeq, a predicted model, not a curated record
ACCCGCUCCAUUCUGCUAUGGGUUAAACUAUGCUCUGUGCAGAUCUAGUGGUGAGGCUUAAAUUGCAGCCCUGUCUUUUUUCUCGCAGGAUUCUAAAAUAGGUUUUCAGAAUCAGUGCUGGGCUGUUGCUCCUGCAUGAGUGGUGACUCUUGAUUUUUUCCCUCCGGAGAAGCAUCCUUUGCAUCGUUCCCCCUUCCGAGGAAUCACUUAGACACUUCCAGCUGGUGGCAGGGGACACAGCCAUAAUACAGCUUCCUCUGUCCCAGCUGCCUCUCCACUCCGGUCCAUGCAUUACAAUGGCUGCACCCUCGUGGGAAGGCUCAGGUAGAGGAAGGUGUAGGAUGAAGCCUGGAAACCGUCCUCUGGGUUUUUAAAAGCCUCAGCGUCCACAGCAUCUUGGCAUUUUGGAAGUCUGCCUGCUUCUGGUGAGAGGUUUCUCUCCCGUGAUGGGAAGGCUGCUGCGAGCCUGAUCAGAGGUGCCUGAGGAUAUCACCUUUUGCCGGGAAGCCCUGCCUGCUUGAGAGGAUCCUUUUCAAUGCAUUAUGGCUCAUGCGGCCUCACAGUUAAAGAAAAACAGGGAUUUAGAAAUCAAUGCCGAGGAAGAGACCGAGAAAAAAAAGAAACACCGCAAACGGUCCCGGGAUCGGAAGAAAAAGUCUGAUGCCAAUGCAAGUUACUUAAGAGCGGCUCGAGCUGGACACUUGGAAAAGGCCCUUGACUACAUAAAAAACGGAGUUGACAUCAACAUUUGCAAUCAGAAUGGGUUGAAUGCGCUCCAUCUUGCCUCCAAAGAAGGCCACGUAGAAGUUGUUUCUGAACUGCUAAAGAGAGAAGCCAAUGUGGAUGCAGCUACAAAGAAAGGAAACACAGCAUUGCACAUAGCAUCUUUGGCUGGGCAAGCAGAGGUGGUAAAGGUCUUGGUUACAAAUGGAGCCAAUGUCAAUGCACAAUCUCAGAAUGGUUUCACCCCAUUGUACAUGGCAGCCCAGGAAAACCACCUGGAAGUUGUCAAGUUUCUUCUUGACAAUGGUGCCAGCCAGAGCCUAGCCACAGAGGAUGGCUUCACGCCGUUGGCAGUGGCUUUGCAACAAGGUCAUGAUCAAGUGGUGUCCCUCCUGCUAGAAAAUGACACGAAAGGCAAAGUGCGGCUUCCGGCUCUUCACAUCGCCGCCCGAAAGGAUGACACGAAAGCUGCCGCCCUGCUGCUGCAGAAUGACCACAACGCAGACGUGGAGUCCAAGAUGGUGGUGAAUAGAACAACAGAGAGUGGCUUCACUCCGCUCCACAUAGCGGCUCACUAUGGAAACAUCAAUGUAGCCACGUUGCUGUUAAACCGAGCGGCCGCCGUGGACUUCACUGCAAGGAAUGACAUCACUCCUUUACAUGUUGCAUCAAAAAGAGGAAAUGCCAACAUGGUAAAACUACUGCUUGAUCGAGGAGCUAAAAUCGAUGCCAAAACAAGGGACGGUCUGACGCCGCUGCACUGUGGAGCCAGGAGCGGCCAUGAGCAGGUGGUGGAAAUGCUGCUCGAUCGAGCUGCCCCCAUUCUUUCAAAAACCAAGAAUGGACUGUCCCCACUGCACAUGGCCACCCAAGGGGACCACUUGAACUGUGUCCAGCUUCUCCUCCAGCAUAACGUGCCUGUGGACGACGUCACCAACGACUACCUGACUGCCCUGCACGUGGCCGCCCACUGUGGCCAUUACAAAGUCGCCAAGGUUCUCUUGGACAAGAAAGCUAACCCCAAUGCCAAAGCCCUGAAUGGCUUUACCCCUCUUCACAUCGCCUGCAAGAAGAAUCGGAUUAAAGUCAUGGAACUCCUUCUGAAACACGGUGCAUCCAUCCAAGCUGUAACCGAGUCGGGCCUUACCCCAAUCCAUGUUGCUGCCUUCAUGGGGCAUGUAAAUAUCGUAUCACAGCUAAUGCAUCAUGGAGCCUCCCCAAAUACCACCAACGUGAGAGGAGAAACGGCGCUGCACAUGGCAGCUCGGUCCGGCCAGGCCGCAGUCGUGCGGCAUCUGGUGCAAGACGGAGCUCAGGUAGAAGCUAAAGCAAAGGAUGACCAAACCCCACUGCACAUCUCAGCCCGAUUGGGGAAGGCGGAUAUAGUCCAGCAGCUGUUGCAGCAAGGAGCGUCUCCAAAUGCAGCCACGACUUCUGGGUACACCGCCCUCCACCUUGCAGCCCGAGAAGGGCAUGAGGACGUGGCCUCAUUCCUUUUGGAUCAUGGCGCAUCUUUGUCUAUUACAACAAAGAAAGGAUUCACUCCCCUUCAUGUGGCAGCAAAAUACGGGAAGCUUGAAGUAGCCAACCUCCUGCUGCAGAAGAGCGCGUCUCCUGAUGCCGCUGGGAAGAGCGGGCUAACUCCACUGCAUGUAGCUGCACAUUACGAUAACCAGAAGGUGGCCCUUCUGCUUUUGGACCAAGGAGCCUCACCUCAUGCGGCUGCAAAGAAUGGUUAUACGCCACUGCACAUCGCUGCCAAAAAGAACCAGAUGGACAUAGCGACAACUCUGCUGGAAUAUGGUGCUGAUGCAAACGCAGUUACCCGGCAAGGAAUUGCUUCUGUCCAUCUUGCAGCUCAGGAGGGUCACGUGGACAUGGUGUCACUGCUCCUCAGCCGAAAUGCCAACGUGAACCUGAGCAAUAAGAGUGGCCUGACCCCACUCCAUCUGGCUGCUCAAGAAGACAGAGUGAAUGUGGCCGAAGUCCUCGUCAACCAAGGGGCACACGUGGACGCCCAGACCAAGAUGGGAUACACCCCACUCCACGUGGGUUGCCACUAUGGAAACAACAAGAUUGUUAAUUUCCUGCUCCAGCAUUCUGCAAAAGUUAAUGCCAAAACAAAGAAUGGGUAUACGCCAUUGCAUCAAGCAGCUCAACAAGGACAUACACAUAUAAUCAACGUCUUGCUUCAGAACAAUGCCUCCCCCAAUGAACUCACUGUGAAUGGGAACACUGCCCUCGCCAUUGCCCGCAGGCUUGGCUACAUCUCAGUGGUGGACACAUUGAAGGUCGUGACGGAGGAGACCAUUACCACGACGACUGUCACAGAGAAGCACAAAAUGAAUGUUCCAGAAACAAUGAAUGAAGUUCUUGAUAUGUCUGAUGACGAAGGUUAUAAAGCCAACGCCCCUGAAAUGCUCAGUGAUGGCGAAUAUAUCUCAGAUGUUGAAGAAGGCGAAGAUGCGCUGACGGGGGACACUGACAAGUACCUGGGGCCACAGGACCUCAAGGAGCUGGGCGAUGAUUCUCUGCCUGCCGAGGGCUACAUGGGCUUUAGUCUUGGGGCCCGUUCUGCCAGCCUCCGCUCCUUCAGUUCGGAUAGGUCUUACACCUUGAACAGAAGCUCCUAUGCCCGGGACAGCAUGAUGAUCGAAGAACUCCUGGUGCCAUCCAAAGAGCAGCACCUAACAUUCACAAGAGAAUUUGACUCAGAUUCUCUUAGACACUAUAGCUGGGCUGCAGACACCUUGGACAAUGUCAAUCUUGUCUCAAGUCCUGUUCAUUCUGGGUUUCUCGUGAGCUUCAUGGUGGAUGCGAGAGGCGGCUCCAUGAGAGGAAGCCGUCACCACGGGAUGAGAAUCAUCAUCCCUCCACGCAAGUGCACGGCCCCCACCCGAAUCACCUGCCGUUUGGUAAAGAGACAUAAACUGGCCACCCCACCCCCCAUGGUGGAAGGAGAGGGACUAGCCAGUAGGCUGGUAGAAAUGGGUCCUGCAGGGGCCCAAUUUUUAGGCCCUGUCAUAGUGGAAAUACCUCACUUUGGGUCUAUGAGAGGAAAAGAGAGGGAACUCAUUGUUCUUCGAAGUGAAAAUGGAGAAACAUGGAAGGAGCACCAAUUUGACAGUAAAAAUGAAGAUUUAACUGAAUUACUUAAUGGCAUGGAUGAAGAACUUGAUAGUCCAGAAGAGUUAGGGAAAAAGCGAAUCUGCAGGAUUAUCACGAAGGAUUUCCCCCAGUAUUUUGCAGUAGUUUCACGGAUUAAGCAGGAAAGCAACCAGAUUGGUCCUGAAGGUGGAAUUCUGAGCAGCACCACUGUGCCCCUGGUCCAGGCUUCUUUCCCUGAGGGCGCUUUGACCAAAAGAAUCCGAGUGGGCCUCCAGGCUCAGCCUGUUCCAGAUGAAAUUGUGAAAAAGAUCCUUGGAAACAAAGCAACAUUUAGCCCAAUUGUCACUGUGGAACCAAGAAGAAGGAAAUUCCAUAAACCGAUCACAAUGACCAUUCCGGUGCCCCCGCCCUCGGGAGAAGGCGUAUCCAACGGGUACAAGGGGGACGCCACACCCAAUCUGCGUCUUCUCUGUAGCAUUACAGGGGGCACCUCACCGGCUCAGUGGGAAGACAUCACAGGAACUACUCCUUUGACGUUUAUAAAGGAUUGUGUCUCUUUUACAACCAAUGUUUCAGCCAGAUUUUGGCUUGCAGACUGCCAUCAAGUUUUAGAAACUGUGGGGUUAGCCACGCAACUGUACAGAGAAUUAAUAUGUGUUCCAUAUAUGGCCAAGUUUGUUGUUUUUGCCAAAAUGAAUGAUCCUGUGGAAUCCUCCCUGCGGUGUUUCUGCAUGACAGAUGACAAAGUGGACAAAACUUUAGAGCAGCAAGAGAAUUUUGAGGAAGUUGCAAGAAGCAAAGAUAUUGAGGUUCUGGAAGGAAAACCUAUUUAUGUUGAUUGUUAUGGAAAUCUGGCUCCACUGACCAAAGGAGGACAGCAACUUGUUUUUAACUUUUAUGCUUUCAAAGAAAAUAGACUGCCAUUUUCCAUCAAGAUUAGAGACACCAGCCAAGAGCCCUGUGGUCGUCUGUCUUUUCUGAAAGAACCAAAGACAACAAAAGGACUGCCUCAAACAGCUGUCUGCAACUUAAAUAUCACUCUGCCAGCACAUAAAAAGGAGACAGAGUCAGAUCAAGAUGAUGAGGCCGAGAAAGCAGAUAAACGACAGAGCUUUGCAUCUUUAGCUUUACGUAAGCGCUACAGCUACUUGACUGAGCCUGGAAUGAUUGAACGGAGUGCAGGAGCAACAAGAUCCCUCCCCACUUCUUACUCAUACAAGCCAUUCUUUUCUACAAGACCAUACCAGUCCUGGACCACAGCUCCGAUCACAGUGCCCGGGCCAGCCAAGUCAGGCUUCACUUCCUUAUCAAGUUCUUCCUCAAAUACGCCAUCAGCUUCUCCGUUAAAAUCAAUUUGGUCCGUUUCGACUCCUUCUCCAAUCAAAUCCACAUUAGGCGCGUCAACUACAUCUUCAGUUAAAUCCAUUAGUGAUGUGGCAUCUCCAAUUAGAUCCUUUCGGACAAUUUCUUCGCCAAUAAAAACAGUGGUGUCACAAUCUCCAUACAAUAUCCAAGUGUCUUCUGGUACCCUGGGUAGAGCGCCCACAGUCACGGAGGCCUCGCCUUUAAAGGGGCUGCCGUCCAGUUCUAUGUUUUCCUCUCGAACCUCUCCAGUGACUACAGCAGGGUCUCUUUUGGAGAGGUCAUCAAUUACUAUGACACCCCCGGCCUCCCCCAAGUCAAACAUUAAUAUGUAUUCCUCAAGUUUGCCAUUUAAGUCAAUCAUUACAUCAGCAGCGCCGCUAAUAUCUUCACCUUUAAAGUCAGUGGUGUCUCCAGCUAAAUCAGCAGUUGAUAUCAUUUCAUCGGCGAAAGUUACGAUGGCCUCUUCUCUCUCAUCGCCUGUGAAGCAGAUGCCUGGACAUGCAGAGGUAGCAUUAGUCAAUGGAUCUAUUUCCCCUCUGAAAUAUCCAUCAUCUUCAACUUUAAUUAAUGGAUGCAAAGCCACUGCCACGUUACAGGAAAAAAUUUCUACAGCUACAAACUCUGUAAGCGCUGUGGUUAAUGCCGCCACAGAAACAGUUGAGAAAGUGUUUUCUACGACAGCAAUGCCAUUUUCCCCACUCAGGUCAUAUGUUUCUUCAGCACCAUCAGCUUUUCAGUCUCUCAGAACUCCUUCCGCAAGUGCACUCUAUGCAUCCCUUGGGUCGUCAAUAUCUUCAACUACCUCAUCUGUAACUUCAUCGGUAAUAACAGUGCCAGUAUACUCUGUAGUCAAUGUUUUGCCAGAACCAGCAUUAAAGAAACUCCCAGACUCUAAUUCACUUGCAAAAUCAGCAGCAGCCUUGCUGUCCCCCAUUAAAACAUUGACUACGGAGACACGUCCUCAGCCCCAUUUCAAUCGAACUUCAUCCCCAGUCAAGUCAUCUUUGUUCCUUGCACCCUCUGCCCUUAAGUUGUCUGCACCAUCUUCUUUAUCUUCCAGUCAGGAGAUAUUAAAAGACGUGGCUGAAAUGAAAGAGGACCUCAUGCGGAUGACAGCAAUACUACAAACAGAUGUGCCUGAGGAGAAGCCAUUCCAGCAUGAACUCCCCAAAGAAGGGAGAGUGGAGGACGAAGAACCUUUCAAAAUUGUUGAGAAAGUAAAGGAAGACUUAGUGAAAGUUAGCGAAAUCCUUAAAAAAGAUGUUUGUGUCGAUAAUAAAGGACCACCCAAAUCACCAAAGAGUGACAAAGGACACUCUCCCGAAGACGACUGGAUAGAAUUCAGUUCCGAAGAAAUAAGAGAAGCGAGACAGCAAGCUGCUGCGAGCCGUUCUCCCACUCUGCCCGAGCGAGUGCAAGUCAAAGCGAAAGCUGCCUCCGAUAAGGAUUACAGCUUGACCAAGGUGAUUGAUUACCUAGCGAAUGAUAUUGGGAGUAGUUCACUGACAAACUUAAAGUACAAGUUUGAGGAUGCAAAGAAAGAUGGUGAAGAGAGACAGAAAAGAAUUUUAAAACCAGCAAUUGCUUUGCAGGAACACAAACUCAAAAUGCCUCCCGCCUCCAUGAGGCCUUCCACUUCCGAGAAGGAAUUGUGUAAAAUGGCCGAUUCCUUUUUUGGAACAGAUGCUAUUUUAGAGUCUCCAGAUGACUUUUCUCAGCACGACCAAGAUAAAAGUCCCUUGUCUGACAGUGGCUUUGAAACGAGAAGUGAAAAAACACCUUCAGCCCCACAGAGCGCUGAAAGCACUGGUCCCAAGCCGCUUUUUCACGAAGUCCCCAUCCCUCCUGUCAUCACAGAAACGAGAACCGAAGUGGUUCAUGUUAUCAGGAGCUAUGAGCCCUCGGCCGGAGAGGCUUCCCAGUCCCAACCAGAGGAACCCGCGUCACCCAAACCGUCACCCACGUUUAUGGAAUUAGAACCCAAGCCCAGCACUUCCAGUAUUAAAGAAAAAGUUAAAGCGUUUCAAAUGAAAGCCAGUAGUGAUGAAGAUGACCACAGUCGAGCUUUGAGCAAAGGCAUGCGUGUCAAAGAAGAGACACACAUAACCACUACCACCAGGACGGUUUAUCAUUCUCCACCAGGCAGCGAAGGCACCUCUGAAAGAAUUGAAGAAACCAUGUCGGUCCAUGACAUCAUGAAGGCCUUUCAGUCCGGGCGGGACCCUUCCAAAGAACUGGCAGGUCUGUUUGAACAUAAGUCGGCAGUGGCCCCAGAUGUUCACAAGUCUGCUGCUGAAACCUCAGCCCAGCACGCAGAGAAGGACAACCAAAUGAAACCCAAACUGGAGCGUAUAAUAGAAGUCCACAUCGAAAAAGGUAACCAAGCUGAGCCUACUGAAGUCAUUAUUAGAGAAACCAAAAAGCAUCCAGAAAAGGAAAUGUAUGUGUAUCAGAAAGACUUAUCCCGGGGAGAUGUUAACCUAAAAGAUUUUCUGCCAGAAAAACACGAUGCUUUUCCUUGUUCAGAGGAACAGGGUCAGCAAGAAGAGGAAGAACUCACUGCAGAAGAGUCCUUGCCUUCUUAUCUGGAGUCUUCCAGAGUAAACACUCCUGUGUCCCAAGAAGAAGAUAGUCGCCCUAGUUCUGCUCAACUCAUAUCUGAUGACUCUUAUAAAACAUUGAAGCUUUUGAGUCAACACUCAAUAGAAUACCAUGACGAUGAGUUGUCAGAACUAAGAGGGGAGUCUUACAGGUUUGCUGAGAAAAUGCUUCUGUCAGAAAAGCUAGAUGUGUCUCAUUCCGAUACUGAGGAAUCGGUGACAGACCAUGCAGGACCCUCUAGCUCAGAGUUACAGGGGUCUGAUAAGCGGUCCAGAGAAAAAGUAGUCACUGCCCCCAAAAAAGAAAUUCUCUCCAAAAUCUAUAAAGAUGUGUCUGAAAAUGGUGUAGGUAAAGUGUCUAAAGAUGAGCAUUUUGAUAAAGUGACAGUGUUGCACUAUUCUGGCGAUGGUAGUAGUCCAAAACAUGCCAUGUGGAUGCGCUUUACUGAGGACAGAUUAGACAGAGGUAGAGAGAAGUUGAUGUAUGAAGAUAGGGUGGACAGGACUGUGAAGGAAGCUGAAGAAAAACUGACUGAAGUGUCACAGUUUUUUCGUGACAAAACCGAAAAGCUCAAUGAUGAACUGCAGUCCCCAGAGAAAAAGGCACGCCCCAGAAAUGGCAAGGAAUACUCUUCUCAAAGCUCUACCAGUAGCAGCCCCGAGAAAGUAACGCUGACAGAACUGUUGGCAUCCAGCGAUGAGUGGGUUAAGGCGAGGCAGCAUGCCCGUGAUGGACAAAGCCUCCCCAGAGCCAGUGAGAGGAAAGCAUCCAGUCUGCCCAGCAGCCCGGAGAAGAAGGUUCUGUCCCAACAGACUGAGGACAGCAAGUCCACGGAGGAAGCCCAAGGAAGCGUGCCACAGAGCAAAGCACCAGAAGGGCCCCAGUCUGGGUUUCAGCUCAAACAAUCUAAACUGAGCUCCAUUAGAUUAAAAUUUGAACAAGGUGCACAGGCCAGAAGUAAGGACGUGACUCAAGAGGACAAGAAGCCAGAUGGCCAAUCCAGAAUCCCAGUUAAAAAAAUGCAGGAGAGCAAGCUACCCGUCUACCAACUUUUUGCUAGAGAAAAACAGCAGAAGGCCAUAGACCUCUCAGAUGAAAGAGUACCUGUCCAAAAAGAUUUUAUGGUAUUAAAAGCUAAAGAUGAGCCCGAGCAAAGCAGUGAAAUUGUUGUAAAUGAUUCUGGCUCUGAUGAUGUGAAAAAACAGAGAACUGAAAUGUCAAGUAAAGUGAUGCCUGACUACUUUUCUGAGCAACAGGCUAAAGACUUGACAUGUCAUGUAACCUCAGAUUUAGCAACUAAGGGACCCUGGGACAAAAAGGUCUUUAGAACGUGGGAAAGUUCUGGAGCCGCUAACAAUAAGUCGCAGAAAGAAAAGCUUUCGCAUGUACUUGUUCAUGAUGUAAGAGAGAAUCACAUUGGUCACCCUGAGAGUAAAAUUGUUGAUCCCAGGAGUGAAUUUGUGUCUGUGACUGAGAGAGAACACAAAUUGUUAACAAAUGGCUCUCUCUCAGAAGUUAAGGAAAUGACUGUAAAAUCUCCCUCCAAAAAGGUCUUGUACAGGGAAUAUGUUGUGAAAGAAGGGGACCGUCCUGGCGGGGCUCUCGAUCAACCUUCCAGGAGAAGUGAGAGCUCGGCGGUGUCGCACAUCCCAGUCAGGAUGGCCGAUGAGCGGAGAAUGCCGUCUUCUAAUGUUCCCGUUGGUUUUUGUGAGCAGUCGCCAUUUCCAAAGCAUGAACUAUCACAAAAGUCACCCCAGUCAAGUCACAAAGAGACAGUGGAGACACAGCACUUUAAUUCUCUAGAAGAUGAAAAAGUUACCUAUUCAGAAAUCAGCAAAGUUUCCAAACAUCAGAGUUAUGUAGGCUUAUGCCCCUCUCUCGAUGAAACUGAAAGCUCCCCCACCAAAUCUCCUGAUUCUUUAGACUUUAGCCCAGGGAAAGAAUCUCCCUCUAGCGAAGUAUUCGACCACAGUCCCAUUGAUGGAUUGGAAAAAGUUGCACCACUAGCCCCGCCAGAGGGAGGGAAAGAGAUAAAAACUUUACCUGUUUAUGUCAGUUUUGUACAGGUGGGGAAGCAGUAUGAAAAGGAGAUACAACAAGGAAGUGUGAAAAAAAUCAUCAGUCAGGAAUGUAAGACAGUACAAGAGACCAGGGGGACCUUUUAUACAACCAGACAGCAAAAGCAGCCUCCUUCUCCCCAAGGUAGUCCGGAAGAUGAUACUCUAGAGCAAGUUUCCUUUCUAGACAGCUCUGGGAAAAGCCCUUUAACCCCAGAAACACCCAGUUCAGAGGAAGUGAGUUAUGAAUUUACGUCUAAGACACCAGACUCACUCAUAGCUUAUAUACCAGGUAAACCCAGCCCAAUUCCCGAGGUUUCUGAGGAAUCGGAGGAGGAGGAGCAGGGCAAGUCGUCCUCCUUAAAGCAGACUACAGUGGAGGAGAUAAUAGGCGCGCACCAAUUGCCUGGCAGUGUGAGCAAAGACUCUAACCAAAGACCCAAAACCAACAGAGUUGCCUAUAUCGAGUUUCCCCCUCCUCCGCCGCUGGAUGCAGACCAGAUGGAGUCGGAGAAGGAUCUUUCUCUGCCUGAAAGAGAGGCUGGCAUGAUUGAAGUCAGUCUGCAAGAUGAGCAUGACAAGUACCAGCUGGCUGAGCCAGUCAUCCGAGUGCAGCCACCCUCCCCAGUUCCUCCUGGGGCAGACGUCAGUGAUUCGAGCGAUGAUGAAUCACUUUAUCAACCAGUUCCAGUUAAAAAAUACACCUUCAAAUUAAAGGAAGCAGACAGUGAUCAAAAAGAAAUGACAAAACCCAAAGCUUCUGCUGAAAAGGCUUCCAACCAGAAAGAAUUAGAAACUAAUGGAUCUGGAAAAGAUCAUGAAUUUGGCCUUGAUUCGCCUCAGAAUGAAACCGCCCAGAAUGGGAACAACGACCAGUCCAUCACAGAGUGUUCCAUUGCUACCACGGCCGAGUUUUCUCAUGAUACAGAUGCCACAGAGAUUGACUCUCUUGAUGGCUAUGACCUGCAAGAUGAAGAUGAUGGCUUGACGGAGAGUGAUUCCAAACUCCCAAGUCAGACCAUGGAAAUUAAGAAAGACAUCUGGAACACAGAGGGCAUUCUGAAGCCAGCUGAUCGCUCCUUUAGCCAAAGUAAACUUGAAGUCAUCGAGGAGGAGGGAAGGGUGGGACCAGAUGAAGAUAAGCCAUCUUCCAAAAGCUCUUCGUCGGAAAAGACUCCUGAUAAGACUGAUCAGAAGUCAGGGGCCCAGUUUUUCACCCUAGAAGGCAGACAUCCUGACAGAUCAGUGUUUCCUGAUACUUAUUUCAGUUACAAAGUAGAUGAAGAAUUUGCCACUCCUUUUAAAACAGUAGCUACCAAAGGUCUAGAUUUUGACCCUUGGUCUAAUAACCGAGGGGAUGAUGAAGUUUUUGACAGUAAAUCCCGGGAAGAUGAAACUAAGCCAUUUGGUCUGGCUGUGGAAGACCGCUCUCCGGCAACAACCCCUGAUACAACGCCAGCCAGAACGCCAACCGAUGAAAGUACCCCAACUAGUGAGCCUAACCCCUUCCCAUUUCAUGAAGGAAAAAUGUUUGAGAUGACUCGCAGUGGUGCAAUUGACAUGAGCAAGAGGGAUUUUGUUGAAGAGAGGCUCCAAUUUUUCCAGAUUGGUGAGCAUACUUCUGAAGGGAAGUCAGGGGACCAGGGGGAAGGGGAUAAAAGUAUGGUCACUGCCACACCACAGCCACAGUCAGGGGACACCACUGUAGAAACCAAUCUAGAGAGAAAUGUAGAGGCACCUGCGGUCGAACCUAAACCCAGCAUCCCGACCAGCGGAGAGUGUCAGGAAGGCACACCCAGUAGUGCCUCCCUGGAGAAGUCAGCAGCAGCCACUAACACCUUGAAAGUUGACCCCAAGUUGCGCACGCCUAUAAAAAUGGGGAUUUCUGCGUCCACCAUGACCAUGAAGAAAGAAGCCCCUGGAGAAGUCACAGAUAAGAUAGAAGCUGUGAUGACCAGUUGUCAGGGAUUAGAAAAUGAAACUAUAACAGUGGUUUCAAAUUCAGCCGAUAGCCACAUGGGUGCUAGGCCCCAAGAAAAACACGAUUUUCAAAAAGAUAACUUUAAUAACAACAACAAUUUGGAUUCUUCCACUAUACAGACAGAUAACAUUACAAGUAACGUAGUUCUGACAGAACACGCCGCACCCACUCGUACCACAGAGAAAGCUAAUCCAGUGAAAAGCUCAUCAGGAAAAAAGACAGGGGUGCCACAGGGACACUGUGUGAGAGAGAAGCAGAAAGUGCUUGGAGAGCAGCAAAAGACACAGGCACCGGUAGGGAUUAGGCGCAAAUCCAAACUUCCCAUAAAGGCCACUUCAGCAAAAGAUACCUUCCCACCAAAUCAUAUGCCAAACAUGAAAGGGAGUAAAAUGAAGCAGGUUAGUCCAUCUGAGAAAACCAAAACCCUUACCUCUUCUUCAUGUCUAGACGUAAAGUCCAGAAUUCCAGUAAAAAACACACACAGGGAUAACACAGCUUCAGUUAGAAAAGCAUGCACCCCACAAAAGCAAGGGCAGCCAGAGAAAGACAAGGCCAAACACCUGCCAUCCAAGUUGCCAGUAAAGGUAAGAUCCACCUGUGUCACCACCUCCAAUGCUACCACCACAGUUCAAGUCAGGAAAAGUCAGCUUAAGGAAGUUUGUAAACAUUCCAUUGAAUAUUUUAAGGGAAUUAGUGGUGAGACCUUAAAGCUUGUGGACCGCCUCUCUGAAGAAGAAAAAAAGAUGCAGUCCGAGGUGUCGGAUGAGGAAGACAGUACCUCAAGAAACACGUCGUUGUCCGAGAGUUCCCGGGGUGGCCAGCCUUCAGUUACAACGAAGUCUGCUAGAGAUAAGAAAACAGAGGCAGCACCUUUAAAAUCAAAGAGUGAAAAGGCCGGCAGUGAGAAAAGGAGCAGUAGGAGGACUGGUCCACAGAGUCCAUGUGAACGGACAGAUAUCAGGAUGGCAAUAGUAGCCGAUCACCUGGGACUUAGUUGGACAGAACUGGCAAGGGAACUGAAUUUUUCAGUGGAUGAAAUCAAUCAAAUACGUGUGGAAAAUCCAAAUUCUUUAAUUUCUCAAAGCUUCAUGUUAUUAAAAAAAUGGGUUACCAGAGAUGGAAAAAAUGCUACAACUGAUGCCUUAACUUCGGUCUUGACAAAAAUUAAUCGAAUAGAUAUAGUGACUCUGCUAGAAGGACCAAUAUUUGAUUAUGGAAAUAUUUCAGGCACCAGAAGUUUUGCAGAUGAGAACAAUGUUUUCCAUGACCCUGUUGAUGGUUGGCAGAAUGAGACCAGUGGAAACCUAGAGUCCCCGGCUCAAGCUCGAAGAAUAACUGGUGGGUUACUAGAUCGACUGGAUGACAGCCCAGACCAAUGUAGAGAUUCCAUUACCUCAUAUCUCAAAGGAGAACCUGGGAAAUUUGAAGCAAAUGGGAACCAUGCAGAAGUCACUCCAGAAGCAAAGACGAAAUCUUACUUUCCAGAAUCCCAAAAUGAUGUAGGCAAACAGAGUACUAAGGAAACUCUGAGACCAAAACCACACGGAUAUGGUCGUGUUGAGGAACCAGCAUCAUCACUAGCAGCAUAUCAGAAAUCUCUCGAAGAAACCAGCAAGUUUGUAAUGGAGGAGCCUAAACCCUGUGUGCCUGUCGGAAUGAAAAAGAUGAGUAGGACUUCUCCUGCAGAUGGCAAGCCAAGGCUUAACCUCCACGAAGAAGAGGGGUCCAGUGGGUCUGAGCCAAAGCAGGGAGAAGGUUAUAAGGUGAAGACAAAGAAAGAAAUCCGGCAUGUGGAGAAGAAGAGCCACUCAUAACAGUGAAAGGAUCAUGUGUUUUUACUGCCAGUAUUGAGAAAUUCAUGGAAGACAUGUCAGCAGGAAGUAAAGAUUCGAGGAGAAGGGUGUGUGUGUGUUUGCUGCUUCCACACAUUAAUGGCAUGACUCUUUUUUUUUUUUACACAAAAAGAAAAGAGAAAAAGGAAACCACCCACAUUUUAAUUUAGCAUGAGCCAACUUACAGAGCAUGGAAAUUCACUUUCAUUCCCAGGAUUGGCACGUGUGCAAUUAGCAAUGCAGUGUAUAUACAAGAAGCCAUGCCGUUAACAGUUUAUCUCAAGUGACUUGGUGUCAUUUACAAAAGGAAGAAAUUCCUGCCUCCAGAAGGAACAGAAGGAGAUGGACUGAUGAAAUCACAGAGAAACACUAAAAUUACUAAAUCCACAACAGCUCGCCUUAUUUUUCUUGGACCCAAACUGUCAGGGUAUAAACACUAUUUGUUUCUUUUUUAAAACAUCUAUAGUUUUGCUGUAAAUAAUAACAGUGUAUAAAUUCUAACAGAAAAAUAGAAUAAAUGUUGAUAAGGCACUGCCUCUUAGAACACAAACAGAAUAUUGCAAAUGCAUUUAACAUCAUAGAGGUCUCAAGGGACUUCACCCUAGAAGAGGAGGGAGGGGUUCUGGGUGGGGGGGACCUUUACUGAUUCUUGUAUAUUAGCAAUUAUAAUGUUUGUAUAUGCAAAACUGCUAGCUUGAUUUUAAAAAAGCAAAUCUUUAAAAUCUGCUGCAAAUUUAAAUAAUUCCCAAAAUGAGGAAUUCUGUAGUUCUGUGAAAAAAAAUUUUCUUCAGAAUACUAAUAUUUUGAUGCAUGUGUAUCACCUUAUUUUGAUUAAAUCUUUUCCAAUUUUGCAAACACUACCGUAUACUGCAACACAGAAGAUUUUAUCUGUAAACAAAAAGCCCUUCAUCUAAUAUUUGUUGCUAUUGCCAAUUUUCCAAUUAAAUGACCUAAAAAUGGAAAAAAAAAACCUAUACAGUAGUUGCUUUAGGGGGAGGGGGUGCUCUCUGUUAGUGCUUAAAAGGGGGGUAAUGCUUGCCGCUUUAGAGGUGGAUGGUGCUCAUAAGAGGCCCCAGUCAGGGGUGUUUAAAAUGGACUGAACAGAAAUCCUUAGCUAGUAGAAUGGCAGCACGCUGUAAAAUUAUCACUGUAUCGUGUACUGGCUAUAAGAUGUAGACACCUUUCAGUAAGCCAAUCAUUUGUAACCAUUCUAGCAGUGUCAUACUAGGUUAAUAAGGCUGCAGUGUUUUAAAGGGCAUUUUUAUUUGGGUUUUGGUGAAAUUCUUUAAUUUGUUGAUUAUAUUCAUAUGAAAUCAGCAUUCAUGGACACAUAGCUCUAAUGACAUAUGUAUGAAAAACCAUACACUGGAUGACCUAGUCGAUUAUUUAAGCAUAAAAUAAAUUGUGUUAAACUCUUCACCUA